AUGCAGGGAUCUUCAUCCAAGCGAUUCAGUCCAAUCUGCUCAUCUCCAUUGUUUCCUUGCCGAGCAGCGAGCAAAUCAAUCAUGUUUUCGCUCGCUUCUCCCGUCUCCCCCGCCGUCGCCGCCAGCCCCAGGACUCCUCGGCUCAGGCGCACCUUCUCCAUCUCCGCCUCCGCCGCGGUGGUCAGCGCUCCGGCGCCGACCACCACUAUGUACGACCUGCUCUCCGUGCCCAACACCGCCGGGGCCAACGAGAUCCGGAGCGCGUACCGGCGGCUGGCCCUGCUGUGGCACCCGGACUCGUGCCGCUCAGCGGGGGACGAGCGCCGCUACGCGGAGCGCUUCAUGGAGGCGCGCGAGGCCUACGAGGUGCUCUCCGACCCCGUCCGCCGUCGCAACUACGACCUCUCCCUCUCCGGGGACCGCUGGGCCUCCGCUGUCGGCGCCGCCACGGCCUUCCGCGAGGGCCGCCCUCGCAAGCAGGAGGCCGGCGUCACUGCGUUCGGGAACUGGGACAUGCAGCUCGACGGACUCGGGAGGAGGUCCGCCGUGGCGGACACCGGCGAUGAGACCUGGGGCGGCCGCUUGCGCCGCGCCCGCCGCGCCCGCUCCGCCGAGCAGUGCGUUUGA
Molecule: messenger RNA, 627 nt
Organism: Zingiber officinale
Lineage: Eukaryota; Viridiplantae; Streptophyta; Magnoliopsida; Zingiberales; Zingiberaceae
Product: chaperone protein dnaJ 20, chloroplastic-like
Exons: 1
Coding region: 1-627 (208 amino acids)
Cellular component (GO): chloroplast
Source: RefSeq, a predicted model, not a curated record